AUGACAUUAAACGCAUACACGAUCGGGUGCGUGGAUUCCAGCAGGGGUGCAUUUGAUGAAUUUCAUCUUGAGCAAGAGUUGAAAUCAUUGUCAACACAUUAUGCACGUUUCGUGAUCAACCAUGACCUGUUGGUGGGCAAUGCAGCAAAUUCCGAGUUGGAGGCCCACGAGAAGUUAUGGGAAGAGGUUGAAGAUAUUUAUAACAAUGCAUGUACCCACUUGAACCGUGCAAUCAUGGGUGCAAAACCGAGCCAGUCUGCUGUGAUGCCCUUGCGAGAAUGUGAGGUUAAGUUAGAACCGCUUGCAAUUCCAACGUUCGAUGGAACUAUGCAGAAUUGGCUGGCGUUUAAGGACAUUUUUGAAUUGCUUGUCCACAAUACAGACUAUCCUGAGGCCUACAAGUUAGGCAAGUUGCGGCAGGCAGUAAGCGCAAGUACUGUACCGAUCGUCGGGAGUGUAUACUCUGGGGGAUCCGCUGAUUUAUGGAAAGCGCUUAAAGAACGUUUUGACAAUAGAAGGCAACUGGCUGAGACUCAUGUGUCACGCUUACUCAAUGUCAAGCCGACAACUGAGGACACACCAACUGCGUUACUGUUCAUCGUCAACACGGUACAUGAAUCACUACCAGUGGCUGAAUGGAAUGCUGUGGUCGUACCGAUAAUAGUUCCGAAACUUCCGAUAACUACACAGCGCGAAUGGAACAUGAGCUGUUCACCCACCGAAAUUCCGAGCCUCAAUGAGCUGCUUACGUUUUUGGGUCAGCGGGCUCAUAGCCUCAGCACAACAGUUGUCACAUGGAGCAAUGGGGUUGAAUUUACGUCCAAGAGUCAUCAGCGCGCUGGUGGUCCGUCAAGAGCUGUUAAAUCACACGUCUUAUCUGCAGAGGAGGGUAAAUGCACAUACUGCCAAGGUGCACAUCGUAUUAUGAAAUGCGCACGCUUUCUUGUGAUGAAAUACGAACACAGAAUUACUGCUGCAAAGACUACAAGGCCUUGUUUUUACUGCCUAAAACAAGGGCAUUCAGCAAAACAAUGUCCAUUGGGGAAUUGCCGUCACUGUGGUCGUAAGCACAACUCAUUACUUUGCCGCGAAUCAUUAUCUCAGAAUCCAUCAGAGAGCAAAUGCGAAAUUUCGGUGGAAAGAUUCGGAGCUUACUCCUACGCUCGUACACGUGGGCAUGUCACACUCACGUUUAAAUCGCUCUAUUCCAGUUUUAGUAUGGAAAUCGUUGCACUUGUCAUGCAGUCAAUUACUAAGGUCAUCCCAACAGUGCAUAUUGACAUGACACGGUGGCAGCAUUUGAAUGGUCUAGAAUUGGCCGAUACGCAGUUCGGCAUUCCUAGUAAUAUCGAUAUUCUUAUUGGUGCGGAUGUAUGGGGAAAAGCAGUCGAAGAGGACAAAAGACUCGGUGGCUUCAAUGAGCCACACGCCCAGCGAACCCGCUUCGGCUGGGUUGUCUUCGGUCCAGUACCAGCAGCGCAUCCAGCAACGCCGCCAACUCUUUCCUUCAGCGCCCAGCAAGGCGAAGAGAACGCACGCUUGGAGGAGCUCGUAAGAAGCUUUUGGAAGUUAGAGGAAGUGCCUUCACAAGAUUGUAACGGCGAAGAUGAAUGUGAGAAAAUCUUUUUGACCACACACCAAUUUGGAGAGAAUCACCAGACACUGACCUAG
Messenger RNA from Anastrepha ludens (Mexican fruit fly), 1671 nucleotides. RefSeq lists its product as uncharacterized. The transcript has 2 exons. Bases 1 to 1671 code for a protein of 556 amino acids. Lineage: Eukaryota; Metazoa; Arthropoda; Insecta; Diptera; Tephritidae. Gene Ontology annotation, molecular function: nucleic acid binding; zinc ion binding. The record is from RefSeq and is a predicted model, not a curated record.